AUAGGGGGUCCAAAAGACUCAAUUGGUCCACCUGAAAACUUUCACUAUAUAAAUUUGAGAUCUGCUCACCAUACUCACGUACAAACACUCGAGAGAAACACAAAAAAUGGAAGCUCACACUUUCACUACAAUAUUCCUAAUUCUCCUAGCCAACACUCUUCUCCUAUUCAUAGCAAAUGCUCAAACAGUCUCAACGGCUUCUAGUUCUCCUCCUCAAUCCCAGAAGAAUUUCAUCAAAACGGCUUGCAAUUCCACCACAGACCCACAAUUCUGCUACAAAUCUCUCUCUCCCUUAGCCUCUAAAAUCCAAUCCAAUCCUAAAAAACUUUGCAUCUACGCCCUCACACAAGCACUUGGAACAACAAAAACAUUUUCUUCCGCGGUGAAAAAGCUGAAAAAGACCAAAGGAAUCACCCAUAUGGACGCCGAGAUCAUCGACGAUUGCUUAAACAACAUCAAAGACUCCAUAUCCGCACUCCAACAAUCGUUGAGUACCAUGAAGGCCCUCAACGGUACGGAUACAGAAUCUCAUUUGGGAGAUAUAAGGACUUGGGUUAGCGCCGCCAUAACAGAUGACGAUACGUGCACAGAUGGGUUUGAUGACGAGGAACAAACCGGUACUCAAACCAGCAGUUCGGCGACGCUGAAGAAGCAGAUUAAGAAGAACAUUUCAGCCGUUGCUAAAUCCACUAGCAACGCUCUGGCUCUCAUCAACAACCUCAGUCCCACAUACUAGUCCGUAUGUGUAGAAAAUCUUCAGUGCGACUGGGCCCAGGGUGCACCUUACUCAGGUGCCGUUGUGGAGCCACAAAUAUUCUCUAACCCACAUGUAAACAAGGCCCACGGUGCAGCUGUCCAGAUGAUGAAGUAUUUUUUCUGUAUUUUCAAUUUCCUUUUCUUUUUCUUUUUCUUUUUUUCUGAUCUGGCUAGACAUUUUCUAAUUUAUAGGCAUUUUCCAAUUUCUGCUAGAUGGGAACCUUAAUUCAUUUAUUAAUUUCAUGAAUACCCUUUUUUAAGGGGGUUUCCAUGUGGGGAUAAA
Molecule: messenger RNA, 1039 nt
Organism: Ziziphus jujuba (common jujube)
Lineage: Eukaryota; Viridiplantae; Streptophyta; Magnoliopsida; Rosales; Rhamnaceae
Product: pectinesterase inhibitor 4
Exons: 1
Coding region: 107-736 (209 amino acids)
Biological process (GO): negative regulation of catalytic activity
Molecular function (GO): enzyme inhibitor activity
Source: RefSeq, a predicted model, not a curated record